GAACAAGCUCUGUUUCCUCACUAUCCUGAGCAGCACACUGGAAGACACUUCUCGUUCUACUGCAGAUCACUAAACAGCUUCAUAAUGAGUUUGUUUUGAGAUUUUCACAUUUAAAUUCUUAAAAACAGGCUUCUUUUUUCCCUUUACAGCUUAACUUCGUUAUUUUCCGUGAGCUUUGAAGGGCAAAACCUUUUGACAGUGUAAAGGAAUACUGUCUGAAAAAGCCUGCCGCUCCGAAUUGCGCGAGUGCGGAACUGCGUUUACUUUUCAGUUUAAUUUCUAGUGAUAUUGACAACAUGUACAACAUGCUGGAGCACCAAAUGAAAUCGUCCGUCCAGACGCACCAGCCAGGACCUGGGAUGAUCCCUGGCAACGGGCCAGGUGUGGGCGGUGCACACACAGGUAGCAAGACCACAGCCUGCCAGCCUGGCUCCGACCCCAUGGACAAGGUCAAACGGCCCAUGAACGCCUUCAUGGUCUGGUCUCGAGGCCAGCGGAGAAAAAUGGCUCAGGAGAAUCCCAAAAUGCACAACUCUGAGAUCAGCAAGCGCCUGGGCGCCGACUGGAAGCAGCUGACGGACGCGGAGAAGAGACCCUUCAUCGACGAGGCCAAGAGGCUGCGAGCCCAGCACAUGAAGGAGUACCCCGACUACAAGUACAAGCCCCGCCGCAAGACCAAGCCCAUGCUGAAGAAGGACAACCUGGUCAACAACUACAUGAGUCCUGGCAUGCUGAGCGCCCCCACAGCUCAGGGGCCCGGGUCCAACCAACGGAUGGACAGCUACGGCUGGGGCCCGGCGGGGGGGUACACCGGGAUGCAAAACGAAGCGCUCAGCUACACCCAGCAGCUGCACCGCUACGACCUGUCAGCACUGCCGUACCCCUCGGGCAUGGCCUCAGCUCAGGCCUACAUGAACGGAGCCAACUCAUACAGCCCCAUGUCCUACAGCAGCAGUCCCCAGCAGCCCAGCCCGGUGAUGAAGCCAGACAGCAUGGCCCACUCCCCUACAGGCAGCCAUCCCCACGCCCACCAGAGGGGCCUGCAGGGGGACCUGAGGGACAUGAUCAGCAUGUACAUGCCACCCGGAGAGUCCACAGACCCUAACGGUCAGAGAGGCUACUCAAACAUCCCCCAGCAUUACCUCGGAGGCUCGGUACCUCUAACUCACAUCUGAGAGGCCGGACUCGGACCUUGGAGGUUUUAGGAAACUUUCAUGCUAAUUUUCAGUCUUUAGCACUGGCCUGGGAUUGGCUGUGAGCCGUCUGGCAGGGUUUCACCAAGAGGCCGAAGAGAGAGAAAACGACGACCCAUCACCAAAUGAAGGAUGGGAUGGUGAAUGUUUUCAUGACGAAUAAACCUAUUUUUAUGUUUCGCUCAGUGUCGGAGGAUAUCCUCUUGACUGAUAAAGGGCAAAAGGACAAAUUAACGCCAAGCAGAGAAUCCACAAAGAGGCCCUGUUUGGGUAAACAUUUCUAACAGCCUGGGCUCACUGGAGACUGGUCCAACCUGCCAUGUCUGAACUGUCAGAGACAUUGACAAUCCCAAGUGUUGCACUCAAAUGUCUUUGCAAAAAAAUAGUAAAUUGCCCCAAAAUGGGUCUAUACUUGGUGUAAUUUAUAUUAAACAACAGCUGAAUACAGUUCUGUUUCCAAAUGAUAAUGAACUUUUGUUUGUUUGGUGAUUUUAUACAUGUUUAGCUUUAGUUCAAUACUUUGUCAAAUAUAGCCCAGGCUAUUGUAAAAUAAAACAAAUGUCUUUUUUUUCCAAACCCCCUUACACUAAGGGCAUUGCUGUAUGAAGUAACAUGAUGUCACUGGUGUAAUAAAUACAUAAAAUUA
This is a messenger RNA of Osmerus eperlanus (European smelt), 1839 nucleotides long. Its product is annotated as transcription factor Sox-19a-like. Bases 297 to 1175 code for a protein of 292 amino acids. Gene Ontology annotation, molecular function: DNA-binding transcription factor activity, RNA polymerase II-specific; RNA polymerase II cis-regulatory region sequence-specific DNA binding. Gene Ontology annotation, biological process: cell differentiation; regulation of DNA-templated transcription; anatomical structure morphogenesis. Lineage: Eukaryota; Metazoa; Chordata; Actinopteri; Osmeriformes; Osmeridae. The transcript is spliced from 2 exons. The record is from RefSeq and is a predicted model, not a curated record.